CAGCUGAAACUGUACUGAUUCUAUCAGCAGUAUCGGGCUGUUCUUUUCGACUUUUACACACCUUUACCGGGAGAAUUUAACUUUUAACGUAAUUUUCUCCGCUGGAAUCGGAUUUUAAGUUGUAACACUCGAAGGGAAACGUCGACAUCAGCCGGAAAAAGAAGUUUUAAGGAAUUUAACUCCGAGCAAGAUGGAUGUUACAACCUUCAACAACUGAAAACUUCCAGAAAAUGUUGGAGAAAAGAGCCGUUGAUCUUCAUCUGGAGGAGGAAGUCGGUGGAAAAAACGUGAAGGAACCGUUCUGCAGCCAGUAUCACUGUGGGUCUCUGCUCGGCAGCGGGGGUUUCGGCUCAGUGUUUACAGGACAGAGGCUCUCAGAUGGACUGCAGGUUGCCAUCAAACAGAUCAGCAGUGACAAAGUCCAGCAGUGGGCCAGACUGCCUGGUGUGGUCGGUCCCGUUCCCAUGGAGAUUGCUCUCCUGCAGCGGCUGUCAGAUGUCGGCGGGCACAAGGGCGUCAUCCACAUGCUGGACUGGUUUGAGGUGGAGGGGCGGGGCUUCCUGCUGGUGCUGGAGAGGCCGCCACAGUGUCAGGAUUUGUUCGACUUCAUCACGGAGAGAGGAGCGCUGCCUGAACGCCUCGCUCUCAGGUUCUUCCGUCAGAUUGUGGAGGGGCUGCAGUUUGUCCACGCUCACAGCGUCGUUCACAGAGACCUCAAAGACGAGAACAUUGUGGUUGACACAAGAACGCUCGAGGUCAAACUCAUCGACUUCGGGUCAGGAGCGCCACUCAAAGAGACGCCGUACAGCGACUUUGAAGGGACCCGGGUCUACAGUCCUCCUGAGUGGAUCGUGUCUCAGUCCUACGAGGCCGUCCCUCUCACCGUCUGGUCGCUGGGCGUCCUGCUCUUCGACAUGGUGUGCGGCGACAUCCCGUUCGAGCGUGACCAGGAGAUUGUCGGGGCCACGCCCAUUUUCACCAGGCGGGUCUCUAAAGAGUGCCAGUCCCUGAUUCGCUGGUGUAUGUCCUACCGUCCCGAGGAGCGUCCGUCCCUGGAGGAGAUCCUGUCCCACCCGUGGAUGCAGAGAGGGGAUGAGGAGGAAGAGGGCGACGGGCAGGAGGAGCACAGCUCUCUGCCGGCUCAGUCUUUGUGACGGUGGUCAAAAUAAAUGCCGCCCCGACCUCGCCGCUUUCUGGACUCGCUCACUGUGACAGAGCUGGGGUCGCUACAGGACUCUGGACUCUUUGGUGCCUCACACAAUGACGGUGUAGGACUCUAUUCAGCCAGGAGGGCGGGGACACAAACUGACACUGGAUGUUAAAGAGGCUGAUCAGUUUGCAUGCGUUUUAGCGUGUUUAGCUUCACAGCAAAGGGAGGGGGUACAGUCUUCUCUUAGGUCCUCAUAACUAAACCCAGAAUAUCUAAAAGGUGAAAACACUGCUGUGGUUUUCUAAAGUUCUCGGCCUCUGCUAAAGGAAAUAUUUAUUCUAGCUUGAGUUGGUUUUCUGCUUUAUUUAUCUCUGCUGGUGAACGGAGCAGCUCUGAGUUCUCUUUGAUUAUUUAUUAAAUAUUUAUUUUUCAUUUUGGCAGAUCUGUCCACAUUUUAGUUUUUUGUUUUUAUCUUUUUUGUGUUUGUUUGUUUCUCAUCCAGCACCGUCAGAGGGCUGAAACACUGAUUUAGCUUCUUUAAACACUCCUUUUAAGGCUGACCACACACCAGAAGAUUUUCGCUUCUUAUUGAUUUUAAAAACAGCAGAAAUUCAGACACUUUCAACUACAUUUUAUUGUUAAAAUUCUCUGAAAUUCACACUGGAUGAUUCAGCCAGACUGUGAUAUCACAGGCCUGAGAUCUCACAGAAACUUGUGUGGUCAAACACGACCCCUCAGCCUGCUGAUAAACUCCACAAAUCAAUCAUAAAAAGAUUUCUAGACCAAAGCCCAGAGGAUUAUUUAGACAAACAGUUCUAGCAGGCCUUAAAGUCCCCAACAGACAGUGUCGAGGGGAAAAUCAGGCCCAAAAAUCGCCUUUUGUGCGGCCAACUUAAAAGAAAUCAUAAAAAAUACCAAGAGAAGAGAGGAGAUAUUUUAUGGUGGUCGUCAUUUGAUCCUUUUUAGUAAAUCUCCAUAAAUACAGUUUAAAGUCGUGUUUUGUUCAUGCCAGCAUCCACCGUAAACUCUGUAAGCCUGUGCUUUAAGUUUUAGCUAAAAGUGUUAGGAUUUUCUGCAGUUUUCACCAAAAUAAGAAGAACCUACAACAAAAUCAUUCCUCAUUUAUCUAAUCUAAUAGGACCAAAAGACAGCCCUUCACAAAGAACUGCUCUGAGAUGUAAAGUUAGACUCCAGUUAGUUGCUUUAAAAUGUUCCGGGAACAAAUUUACAUGUUUUUAUAGUCCUAUGGUUGUUAAAUGUUCCAGACUUUUACACUUCCACAGGUUUUUAAAACAAUACAAUCUCUUAUGUUAAGAAUCAGUGGCACCAAAAAGCAUCAGUGCCUUUAAAAAAAUCACUUCUGUUCCUCAUUUCUGUACCUGUUUUCUUUUUUGCACAAUGCUUCCUGCAUGACUCCUAAAUUGUGCAAAAACAUCAGCAACAAUUCCAACAUUGAGUUUAGAGAAAAACAGCGGUGUAAAUUUGGCACAAAGCGUUGGCAAUGUGUGGAAAAGAAGGAGACGCUGGGGAGAUGUGAGGUUACCACCAACAUAAAAGCUGCAUUCAUGUCUCUUUUAAACAUUUAAAAUUGCACAAAAACAUCUCCAAUGUUUUUGUGCAAUUAAGAGAAUUUGCAGAAGUUUGACUGCAGUUUUUAAUUGGGAAGUUGGCCGAUUGCAAGGGUUUAAGACUUCUACUUUGUUGCUUUGGUAACAAACCAGUUAUUGGAAUCCUUUAUAUGAAAAGUGAAGAAAUAAUGCAAGCAAUUUUGCACAAUUUCAAUAGUGUGCAGGAGUUUGCAUGCAAAUUUUGGCAGUUGCAAUUAAGAAUUUAGCAAAUAUUGGCUCUUUAGGACUUCAGAUUUUGUUGGCAACACUAUAGUGCAAUAUAGCUGGUGUGCAGGAGAUUUCCUGCAAUUUUUGCAUGAUUCAAAGAAGAAGUCACCUAAUAUUGGCUAUAAGGGACUUCUGUUUCUGUUAGCAGGAAAUAUUGCCAACAUUUUUGUGCAAUUCAGACAAGUUUGCCUGUUAUUUUUGGUAGUCAAAAUUGAGAAAUUACCCACAAUUGCCCACUUAGAACUUCUUUUUUUGUUGCAGUGUGUUAAAUAGGCACCCAUAUUGUUCAAAUAGCAAGUUAUGGAAACAUUGCCAACAUUUUUGCACAAUUUAGAUAGUGUGCAGGAGUUUGCAAAUGAUAAAUUGUGAGAUAUUGGCUCUGUAGGACUUCUAUUUCUGUUGCUUUAGUAUCACAGUAACCAUCAAUGUUGUUUGUAUUGAAGGUUGUGAAAAACUUGCUUUUUUUGUCCAAUUUGGUAGUUUUGCCUGAGUUUGCCUGAAAUUUUUGGUUGUUCAAAACAAGAUAUCGGCUGCUUAGGACUAUUAAAGUGGUAUAAACAGGUAUUGAAAUGAUCCGUAUGCAAAGUUACAGAAACAUCGCCAAAGUUUUUGAAAAGUCUGCGUGCUUUUUAUUUUUAGGAGGAUCGUUUUAAAGGUUGUUAUGUGACGACGACUUUGGUAACAUUUUAAAAAUGAGUCGGUGUGACACUGAAUCUUUUUUUUUAUUGUCUAUGUUUGUGGUGUGACUGGAUCUUCAGUUUCAGAUGUAAACGGAUGAAUCAGGUUCAUAGUGACUCUGGAUGUGAUGUCACUGUAAAUACUUGUGUAUUAUUGGUUGGUUUUGCAUCAAAGUGGCUCAUGGUCACUUGUUUCUGUUUAUUUACAUUAAAUAAGAGUUUAUGGAUCAGUAGAAGAAAAAAGAUCCAACGGUUUAUUAAAACAAGUUUUGUCACUUCA
Molecule: messenger RNA, 3942 nt
Organism: Cheilinus undulatus (humphead wrasse)
Lineage: Eukaryota; Metazoa; Chordata; Actinopteri; Labriformes; Labridae
Gene: pim2
Product: Pim-2 proto-oncogene, serine/threonine kinase
Exons: 7
Coding region: 195-1154 (319 amino acids)
Biological process (GO): protein autophosphorylation; regulation of mitotic cell cycle; negative regulation of apoptotic process
Cellular component (GO): cytoplasm
Molecular function (GO): ATP binding; protein serine/threonine kinase activity
Source: RefSeq, a predicted model, not a curated record